AUACUAUCGAAUGAUGCAGCAUUUAAACGAUAAGUUUAAAGUUUAUCGAGUUACAUCACAAGAUUUGACUGUCACCCACGUUGCUCCUUUACUUAUUCAUUACCUUUGCGCUACCGUAAGGAGAUGUCGUCUAGCGACGUAUCUCAAACGGAACAAUCGCCAGCGAAGCGAAGAUCGUGGCCACACCAAACGUCACACAUGUUUGCAUGUUUCAGUAGCAUUUUCGGUCUUUAUAAUAUGAACAGAUUUUCAUACUUAGUCUACGUCUAUAAAGGUCCUUUUAUUAUACAGUUCUUAAUAUUAUCGAUCAUUUUUGGCCUUCCGUUUUUGUAUUUAAUUAUGCUCUUCGGGAAUUCGUUAGGAGAAACGGAAACUGUUACGUGGAAAAUCUCCUUUACCUUCAAAGGUAUCGGUAUAACUUUACUAUACUUUUAUUCUAUAAUUGGCACCUACACCACCUUGCCCACUUCGUGGAUGCUGACAUACCUUAAAGAUUCUUUCAUAUCAGCAGAAGAUAAUUACAAAUGGAGCAUUUGUUAUCAUAACAAAUGCAACCAAAAUCAAUCAAUUAUACAAAAUCUAUCUGUAUCCAUUCCGUAUUAUUUAAAUAAUAUUAUACAGAAAAGGGGUCAGGAUGCCCAGCUUUUAGAAUUUGAACAGUCUUUCAAUCUAGCUAUAAUAUGGAUUUUAAUAUUCAUCUGUUUAUGUUAUGGAUUGCGAAGUUUUGGAAAGAUAAUUUAUUUCUUGACUUUGAUCCCUGUGAUUCUUCUAACAUUAGUUCUAUUAAGGUUUCUUCAAGAUAGCAGUUCAGGAAUACACAAAAUUUUCGAUGCUCCCUGGAAAGAAUCUUUUAGAGAUGCUUGGUCCUGGCUGUUAGCAGCUAGAGAAAUGGUGCUAAUUUGGAUUUUAUAUUCUAACGUUAUACUUCAAAUCUGUAGUUUGAAUAGAACUGCCACUUUUGCUACCAGGAGCUUUUUCACUGUCGUUUUCCUUAUAAUAUAUUCGUUAUUGAUUUCCUGCUUUGUGUUUUCUUGUAUUUUUGAAAAUUUGUAUAAGCAGAACAUAUCCUAUGUACAUUCUUCAUAUGAAAAUCUCGUUUCUAUCUUGAACAAAACUUCAAGUCAUUCAAAAAUAAUAGGAUUUCUGGUUGGAGAUUGUUCUGUAAAUGCAAAAUUGGACAGUGAUAAAACCAGUGGCUAUCAAGUCACCAGAUUAUUCACUGAAUUACUUCCUGCAAUUUUAAGUGUAAAUGGUCCUCUUAAUCUUUCUCAGGUUUGGGCCAUCUGCUUUUAUUUCUCCAUCAUCUUAUUUGCCUUAGGACAGCAUGUAUCAGUGUGGUGGUGUAUAGUAAAUUCCAUUUUAACCAUCAAUUGUAAGUUACUAGAAAAAUGGGAGAUAUUAACAACAUUUGCAUUGUGUGUUGCUGGUUAUUUUCUCUCUCUUCCUAUGGCAACUAAAGUUGGAAUUUCUGCUAUUUAUUUCUUAGAUUGCUGUGUUGGUUCAUUAUGGUCAAGUCUUUUUAUUUUUUUUGUUAUGUUAAUCACAAUUUUAUUCACUGAAGGAAAACCUUACAGUAUACAAAACAUUCAGGAUUCACUUAUUGAAUCCUAUGGAAUUUAUAUUUCUUCAGUUCUGAUGCUCUUAUGGAAUAUUUUUCUACCAAUUGGCUAUUUGAUUUUAUGUAUUUUAUUUCUUCGAUCCAGCCAACUGGAAAUAAAUUUUCCCUGGAAUAAUAAUAAAAAGUUAUGGCCUUGGUGGACUACUUACUUAGGACUAGCAGCACACAUACUUCCGCUUACAAUCAUAUUUUGCAUACUUUUCAUUCAAAUUUUUUACUAUAUUCGUAGUUAUAAUAGUUCAGAUGAGAUCCGCCGAUUUUCACUUGGUGAUAUGAUAUUACAUCGUAGAAGUACUGUAUUACGUGAAGUAGAUUUACCUCCAAAGUAUACUCCACCCCCUUCUUACUCUACAGCUACUUCUCGACCAUUUCGUAAUCAACUUCCAAGAAUCAGCGUAGAUGUAGCAAUGGUUGAACUUCCAAGCUUAGUUCCAAUUCGGUCAAAUGUCUAAAUUAUUAUUUUUAUCUUCGUGUUAUGUUAGAUUAUGGUUAAUAUUCUAAAAUUUUUGUAUUUCAAGAAAUAUUCUAAGAAAGAUAACAGAUGAAUUCAAAUUAUAUAAAAAAAUGUAAUUAAAUG
This is a messenger RNA of Centruroides sculpturatus (bark scorpion), 2195 nucleotides long. RefSeq names its product sodium- and chloride-dependent transporter XTRP3B-like. NCBI's taxonomy places the organism in Eukaryota, Metazoa, Arthropoda, Arachnida, Scorpiones, Buthidae. The record is from RefSeq and is a predicted model, not a curated record. Gene Ontology annotation, biological process: sodium ion transmembrane transport. Bases 124 to 2070 code for a protein of 648 amino acids. The transcript is spliced from 14 exons. Gene Ontology annotation, cellular component: membrane.